CAGAGUUGACAAUUUCAACCGCAGCGGAAUCAAACCCCCCGACAAAUAACAAUCAACAUGGCCGCUCAAGCACCAGCCCAAGCAGCGAAAGUGCUGAACCCAGCUUUCAACCCGAGAACUGUCCAUUUUUGGGCUCCUAUCCUCAAGUGGGGUCUUGUCAUUGCUGGGGCCAGCGACUUCUAUCGUCCCGUCGAAUCUCUUUCCGUCACUCAGAACGUCGCUCUCUUCUGCACAGGAUCUAUUUGGACUAGAUGGUGUCUAAUAAUCCACCCGAAGAACAUCCCGUUGGCCGCUGUUAACUUCUUUUUGGCCGGUGUCGGGAGCGUCCAAUUGGGGCGUAUUGGGCUACACUAUCAGAGCUUGAAGAAGCAGGAGAAAGAAAAUCCUGUUAUGAGCGAAAUUGCGAAAAAAGCCACCAACACCACCACCUAAGCUUGGCGCUUACGGCUGAAAAUUCUACGAGGAAUAGAUGGAGGUCGUGAGAACGGGAGUGCAGUUUUUUUCCGUAUUCCAUUACAAAUCAAUCUUUCCCUGAUGCGUGGGCUCUGGAAUCUUGCAUAGAGUGGUGCUUUUAGCAAUUGAUAUAUGAUUUAAUCUCUUGGUCUCUCCGGA
Messenger RNA from Tuber melanosporum (Perigord truffle), 612 nucleotides. RefSeq lists its product as uncharacterized. The record is from RefSeq and is a predicted model, not a curated record. The transcript is spliced from 5 exons. Gene Ontology annotation, cellular component: mitochondrial inner membrane. NCBI's taxonomy places the organism in Eukaryota, Fungi, Ascomycota, Pezizomycetes, Pezizales, Tuberaceae. Gene Ontology annotation, molecular function: pyruvate transmembrane transporter activity. The coding region runs from base 58 to 432 and encodes 124 amino acids. Gene Ontology annotation, biological process: pyruvate import into mitochondria.